Neurospora tetrasperma FGSC 2508 is the source of this 399-nucleotide messenger RNA. RefSeq lists its product as uncharacterized. The annotation marks the transcript as partial. Lineage: Eukaryota; Fungi; Ascomycota; Sordariomycetes; Sordariales; Sordariaceae. The transcript is spliced from 3 exons. The record is from RefSeq and is a predicted model, not a curated record.
AGUCUCCUUCAGCGCGACAUCACCCAAGGAUGUCGUCGUCGUCCACUCCGCAGACUGUCAUUGGGCAAUCUGCCAAGGUACCCAGUGCACAGCUACGGUCAAGACAAGGGAGGGGUGUGGGCAACAGGGACAACUCGCUACCCUCCUCACGAACGCUCCUCUUGUCGGCCCAAGCCGCCGGUUCACGGUAGAGGAUGGACGACAGAGACAGCGAGACAUAAGCCGUGUUUCACCACCUGCGAGGCUGCUUCUCCUGCUGCUCCACGGGUAGCCGUCCCAGCCAGGCAAAAGCAGUGGAAAUGGCCGUAUUGGCCGCGAACCACCACCAACGCCCAAGAUGCACUGCUAAGCCGGUCAGUCCCCAAGCCACAACUGCCUAUCUGGAGGGAACGAGACUAA